CAACAGGAGCAACGCUGGAGAGCAGCAACUGGUCCACACUCGCCUCGCCGGUGCUGCUGCUGCUGCUGCUGCCGCCGCCGCUGCUGCUGCAACUGCAACCGACAACCGAUUGAGGAGAACCGGCAGACUGAUUUGGGUGGAAUAACGCGGCAGCGAGCUGCUUUCACACAUCCCCGCAGGCUUUUAGCAGUUGACGAGCUGCGCUUCUUCGCCAAUGGCAAGUCCGGUGGCAGACAUAGGACAGUCUCAUCAGCAUCACCCUGUGACCGAGUCGGCCGCAGACUCCGCGUUUCAGGAGGCGCAGAAAUGGAUAGAGGCUGCGACGGGAAGAUGUUUUGGUGACAAGGAUUUCAGAGGAGGUUUGGAGAACGGGAUUCUUCUGUGCGAGUUGCUAAGCUCAAUCAAACCCAGCCUGGUGAAGAAAAUUAACAGACUUCCAACACCCAUAGCUGGCCUGGACAACCUCAGUGUGUUUCUGCGUGGCUGUGAAGAGCUGGGACUGAAGGGAUCCCAGCUGUUUGACCCAGGAGACCUGCAGGACACAUCGACACGCCCCACUGCCAAGGGAAGUGACUGCAGUCGAAAGCUCAAGAAUGUUUUAAUCACCAUCUACUGGUUGGGUCGUGCUGCCAACACCUGUACCUCCUACAACGGGCCCACGCUGGACCUGAAAGAGUUUGAAGGGCUGCUGUCACAGAUGCGAAAGGAGGCGGAGGAGGCAGAGAGCCCUAAACGCAGCAUCCGGGACAGCGGCUACAUCGACUGCUGGGACUCUGAGCGCAGCGACUCUCUUUCUCCGCCACGCCACGGACGCGAGGACUCAUUCGACAGCCUGGACUCCUUCGGCUCACGCUCUCGACAGACCCCAUCGCCGGACGUCCUGGUCGCCCGCGGCAGCAGCGAUGGCCGUGGCAGCGACUCAGAGUCCGACGGCCCCCCUCACAGGAAGAUGCCAGAUGUUCGUAAGGACGACAUGUUGGCACGGCGAACGUCCGUCAGCGAGCCACGAACCGCCAUGCCCUUCAACCAGUACCUGCCCAACAAGAGCAACCAGAGCGGAUAUGUGCCGACGCCGCUGCGCAAGAAAAAGAACGACAAGGAGGAGGGAGGACGGAAGAGCUGGAGUACCGCCACGUCACCUAUAGGGGGAGACAGACCUUUUAGUCCAAGUGAGGACUCUAGCUUAGACAUCCCACCUGAAGAGUCCAGUAGUCGAUCCCCCACCCCGCCCCUUGAACCCUAUAUACAGAUUCAGAAGGAGAUCCAGGGUAUAGAGGACGAGGAGGAAGGGGAGCAGACUGCAUCCGCACCCUGCAUUGAGAUCCAUGCAGUGGGCAUAAGGAGGAGCAGUGAGCCUCUGCCCUGUAGCCUCUCCCAGCCCCAUGCAGAGCCCCCCAGGGAGACUGUAACUCAGCUGAUGGUCACCUCUGAGCAAAGCACUCCAGCUCGCUCGUGCUCAGAGGAGCUCUUCCACCAUUCGACGACUCCAGCAGCAAACGCCACGGCAGGCUCUGUGGCUGCAACAAGCCCCGUCAACACAGCUGGGAAACAUCCACCUGUGGGAGAGCAGGAGGAUGCAGGAGUUAGGAAAAGAGUCACCGGUUCCCCAUUAGGUGCAGAGGGGACUGAUAAAGAGGCCUGUCGAAAGCUGACCUCGCCCAAACGUGUCAGCACCCCGAGUCCCUCCGACUUCCUUCCUGUGCCCACUGCCAUGGCAACCACUUCAACAGAAACGACCGACACAGGCCGACGGAGGGGACGCACACUGAGCGAAAGGGACGACCCGCACGAACUGACAUCUUGGUUGGACAGCAGUCUCCCAGCAACAUUCAGCCACACAGAUAGUGUGUCAGAUGAUCCACAGAGUGUGAGUAUGAUCGACAUGCGUGGUGAGGAAGAAGGCGUCUUGCAGCCGCACAGUCAGGUGCGUCAUGAGCUGAUGCACAACCAGUACAACAGAAAGAAGGAAGAGGAGGAUCACUGGCAGGAUGACCUGGCUCGAUGGAAAAGUCGGAGGAGGAGUAUUUCCCAGGACUUGAUCAAGAAAGAGGAGGAGAGGAAAAUGAUGGAGCAGUUGAUGUCAGGAGACACCUGCAUCUCUCACAGGAGAAGAAGCAUCAAGACCUACAGAGAGAUCGUGGAGGACAAGGAGCGCCGUGAGGAGGAGCUGCGGCAGGCAUACAGGAGAGCCAGAAACCCAGAUGAGGCGUCUGCCAUUCUUCAACGUUACGCUCAGCGUUUCUCCAUCAGCGAAACAGUCCUGGAACGUCUGCAGCUGCCAAAGCUCUUGGACCGCAGCGUAUCUGCUGACCCUUCCUUACCCUCCUCGCUCUUCCCCAUCUCCCUCUCCCUGUCGACCUCCCCUACGACACCAGACCCCUUUGACGUGGACCCUAACGGGCCGCUGAGGUAUCUCCGCCAGCAGUCCGCCCCAGCUCCAAAGUUCACGUCUACACUGGAGGCACGGAUCGAGGAGUUUCCCAAAGACUCAUCCUCGCACCAGCGGCCUCAGAUUCGCUCCCGCUCCUCUGAACCGCCAACAACCCGAACCCUGUCGCCCAAACCGGUGCCUUUGCUGACACCCAAGCCUUACUUCCAGUCCCGACCUGCAGCAGCUGAAACUUGGAACAGCAAGGCGGAUGGUUUGCUUCGAGUAAACGGCGACGUCAGAAAUGACGACGUUCCCACCACGCCAGAGAGCCAGAGAGGAAGGGAAUCUCCUCCUCGUUUCCAAGCAUCCCCUUCUAAAACCAGUAACAGUGCUGUAGAUGCUCCCUCGUCAGCGGCCUCACCUGCUCACAGUGUACACGCCUCCGCUGCAGGAGGAGCUCCAGGGUCACCAAAGACGAAGGAGACACAAGCUGGCACAGAAGCAAGUUCUGAGGACGUCCGAGUGGAGAAAGUCACUGAGCAUUCGACACCACCCAGCCGGCCAACCUCGCUCCCCACGGAGCUCCAGAAGCCAGAGGAAAGCUUUGUGAAGACAGGAGUCCAGACAGCUGCUGUUCCAGAGAAAGAAAAGUCAAAUGCUGCAGCUCAUCAAACACCACCUGCAGAAGCCAAACAAGAACAAGAAAAGCCUGAAGCAUCUCGGGAAAACCCCUCCAACCUUGUCCAGUCAGGGGUCACCACACAGCAGAAUCCAACAGAUACUUCCCAGGCAGGAGUUCCCUGUUCCCAAGAGCAGUCGCAGAAAGCAGAGAUGGCACCGAGCUCAUCUGCACCAGAAUCAUUUGAAUAUCACCAAGUGAGGGAAACAACAGAAGAGUUUGAAAUCAGUGUCAGGUCUCCGCUGGCAACCAGCAACCCUAAGUUACGUUGGGAGUUCUUCGCUCCGUCAGAAGACGCAGAGAAGGAUCGACGUGGAAAUGUGUCAGUGCCGGUGUUGCCCCAGGCCAAGCGGGGUGACCGCUGGUCUUGGGACCCGGAUGAGGAGCGAAAGCGUCAGGAAAGGUGGCAGCAAGAGCAGGAGCGCAUGCUGCAGGAGAAGUACCAGCGGGAGCAGGAGAAGCUGAAAGAGGAGUGGGAGAAAGCACAGAAGGAGGUGGCAGAGGAGGAGAGGAAGUACCACGAGGAGGAGCGUAGGAUACUGGAGGAAACUGUGGCACCUCUGACCCCCCGCUCCUCAGCCCUGCCCUCCCCCAGCCGAGGGGAGUUCUCCUCCACCUCUGAACCUCAGGACACUAUCGUCCGCUCGCUGGCUGACUGGGAACGCAAACAGGAGCUGCUGGAGAGGCAGUCGAGGCCGAGCACAGAGAGCGUAGAAUGGAAACGGAGAGAAAACGACAGGACCAGUGACAUCAGCACCGCUGACGACAGCAUGAAAACGGGCAGGAGCUCGGUGAGUCAGAGCAGCAGUCAGGUAGAGGUGCUCGCUCACAGCCUUCAGAACGGCCAAAAGCUUCCUCCAAUGGCGACCAAAUCCUCAACUCCAGUCAAGAAACAACAGGAGCCCACAGCAGACAGUAACAGACCCAGCCGGCCUGCAGGAGAUCGAAGGAGCGGCCCCAUUGAUAAUAACAUGGGCCGCGGCUCAUCGAAGCCCCCCGCAGCAUGUCCAUCACCGUCAGACACACUGCCUCCAGCACCCAACAGGUCUGUCAGUGGGAAGAAGCUGUGCUCCAGCUGUGGUCAGCCAUUAGGGAAAGGGGCCGCCAUGAUCAUAGAGACCCUCAGCCUCUACUUCCACAUCCACUGCUUUAAGUGUGGGGUGUGUAAAGGACAGUUAGGCGACACAACUACGGGGACGGAUGUCCGGAUCAGAAACGGCCUCCUCAACUGCCACCAGUGCUACAUCCGCUCCCGCUCGGCCGGACAGCCAACCACAUUGUGACGCUCGACUAAAAAGCACAAGGUUCAAGGAAGAAACCCCAUCCCUGUUUUAACCCGAUUAUCUGCAAAUCAUGUCCUUCACAGCGUGUCGGGAUCUUUGCAUCCUCUUCAGCUCGAUAACCAUUGAAGAUUCAUCAUGUGGGCCAAACGGGGAUCUGGGGACAAUCGCGCGUUUAAAAAAAAAAGAAAAAAAGUAUAUUUCUCGUGUUUAUGUCAUCUGAUAUGUGAGUGAAAUGUGGAUUUGAUUGGUCCUCAUGCCACCACAAACUGUGUUUCAUCAUGCAGCAAGAGAGAAAGAGAGAGAGAGAGAGAGAGAGAGAGAGAGUGUUCUGAGGCGACGGCCAUGUUGAAAAGAGAACAGAAUAACACAGGUAGGCUAUGCUGAUGCCCUGUACCGUCACAAUGAACGCAAAAAGAGCUGUUCAACUCUUGGCUAAGGAGAAUCAGAUUCUGUUUUCCCGGUUGGAGAAAAUAUUUUAAUAUUUACAAUGAUGGAACGGCAAAAUAUUAUCACGUUUCCUGAAUUUGAGUUCCAAAAUAGUGGAGAGAAAAAUAACAUAUGAUCAGGCGGCUCAGAUUGGAUAAUAAAACUUCUCUUAGCAGGCUGGAUCUGACAAAUGCCCCUUCAAUGAAGCAACAGAUUAAAAUGAGCUUAAUAUAGAAAGUGCAAUAAAGGUCACUAUAAACCUCGUAUGUAGACACAAACACACGAUGUUGUAAUUCACUAUAUUUUAUCCUUUGGCCCACUCGGUGACCUCUGAUGUCUCUCGUUCGGUGUACAGAAUAAAAUUAGCUUCUAAUAUAAAGACAUAGUAUGGAUGUAGGUUCAUCAUUAGGGCAAUAACAUGACUUGUGAGCUGUUUUUGUGCUUGUGGGUCACAGCAGGUUGUUCGUCGUCAGGUCUGUCAGCUUGGAAGACUUUAAUGUGCCUUAGGAAAGCAAGGUGAUGCAGGAAACUAAACACCAGCUAUAUGGUGUUUCAAUUUUCCUUUCUUUAUUUUAUUUUAUUUUAUUUUUUGUUUUUUUUGGGUGCGGGGAGGGAUUUGGCCAAAUUGAAACUCCCAAACUGCAGACGGACGGGCUGCAGCCCUCCCUCACAUCACGCUUUACUUCAGUUGAUAAGUACUGUUUAUUUUCUCAGAUACAAGGAACUUAAUUUCAUAUCCGCCCCUGUGACUCCUCUGUGAUUUGUAGUGAAAAAACAAGUGCAAAGAAAGGAAUACGCUGUCGUCUGUUUGAAAGAACACACAGAGUACAGUAUAUUUACUGCAGGGGAAACCAUUGAUUUAAUUUUGAAUGUUUUAUUCUAGAGCGAUAUAGACUUCUGUAUGCUAUUAAUUGAGGUAAUUUUGAUAAUUGCUCAGUGGUAGAAUUCAUUUAUACAUUUAAAGAUAUUUAAAAACGAAAGAGAAAAAAACCAAAAAAAAGGAUCACCAGUACACGUUACAUGUAGUUAAACAGCAGAGGUAAUAUGAACACAUACCAGCAGCAGUUGCACCUGUGCAAUAUUUGGUUGGAUGAAAACUAAAGAUCUGUGCCGCCAGCUGCACAUUUUAAGUCACUCGCUUCUUUUGUAUGAGAAGAGCUCCGUUAUGUGUUGUGGAUGUUAAAAAAAAAAAAAGAAAAGAGAAAAAAAAGAUCAAAUAAAUGCACGUUUAAGCCUAAAACCAAAUGAUUUGCUGUAUGAAAGCAAACUAGCAGCGUCCUCCUCUUCCUCCUCCUGAACUGCGUCCUAUAGCCAAGCUUCUCUCUCCGGGUUCAUCUCUCUGAUCUACAGUAUUUUUUAAGGUUCUGUUACGACUGUGUAUUUUUAUCCUCUUUUAGUUAAUGAAUCAGCUGAGUCUCUUAUAGCGGGAUCUUUGAGACGGAGCUCUAUAUUCAGACGGUCUUCUUAACAGGAUAGUUGGGGAAUGAAAACCUUUUACGUCUGUUCUGUAUUUAUUGUAAUAUUCACCUGAACACUAUCCGAAAUAUAGAUUAAUUUGAUGUUUAAAUGCAAUGGCAUUUAUAGCAUACUGUAUGUUUAUAAAUAAAAUGUUAUAAAUUAAAA
Stegastes partitus (bicolor damselfish) is the source of this 6382-nucleotide messenger RNA. RefSeq names its product LIM and calponin homology domains-containing protein 1. Gene Ontology annotation, cellular component: stress fiber. The record is from RefSeq and is a predicted model, not a curated record. Gene Ontology annotation, biological process: positive regulation of stress fiber assembly; regulation of focal adhesion assembly. The transcript has 29 exons. The coding region runs from base 215 to 4333 and encodes 1372 amino acids. Gene Ontology annotation, molecular function: myosin II head/neck binding. NCBI's taxonomy places the organism in Eukaryota, Metazoa, Chordata, Actinopteri, Pomacentridae.